UCCAAUACGGCGCUGUUUGGCACACAGCGCAUGUUUACGCCAAGAUGACGGAACAGAGCACUUCACCGGAGGAUCCGUGGCACAAACAGACAGACGGAGCUUUUAACGACAGCUUUGACCACAAUUUCUUUGCAGAAAGUGCCCGUAAAGGAUCAGUGGUCUCCAGAGCCAACAGUAUCGGAUCCACCAGCGCUUCCUCCGUACCCAAUACAGAUGACGAAGACAGCGACUACAAACACGAGACCAAGGACUCGUAUAAAGACCGCAGGAGACAAGCGCACACUCAGGCCGAGCAGAAACGCCGAGACGCUAUCAAGAAAGGCUAUGACGACCUGCAGUCCAUCGUACCCACCUGCCAGCAGCAGUCUGAGUUCGCCAUGGCCGCACAGAAGAUCAGCAAAGCCACGGUGCUGCAGAAAACUAUAGACUACAUUCAGUUUCUUCAUAAGGAGAAGAAGAAGCAAGAAGAGGAAGUGUCCAUGCUGAGGAAGGAAGUGAUGGCACUGAAGAUCAUGAAAACGAACUACGAGCAGAUCGUCAAGGCUCACCAGAACAACCCUCAGCAGGGCAGCGAGCAGGUGUCCGAUCAGGUGAAGUUCAGCGUGUUCCAGAACAUCAUGGACUCUCUCUUCCAGUCGUUCAUCACCUCGGUGUCCGUCAGCAGCUUCCAGGAGCUCUCGGCCUGCGUCUUCAGCUGGAUCGAGGAGCACUGCAAACCGCAGACGCUGAGGGAGUUUGUGGUGGGAGUUCUGAGGCAGCUGAAUGGCCAGCUGUAUUAAUGCGCUGGAGAUCUCUCUCACACUCAGGACGUGGAGUUCACGGAGACUUCAGGUUGCUGUACUUCUACCAACACUACCAAAAGCACAGAUUAUUAUUAUUAUAUCAUUAUUAUUAUUAUUAUUAUUAUUAUCACUAUCACAUGGCCUCAAGUGCCUGUUACACAAUGCAACACGUGACAAGGUGAGCCGCUCGUUUUUUGUUUCCUGCAGUGUAAUUAGUUAAGAGUAGAAGCCUCGAUGACAUGUGAAUGUUGUGGGAAUGGGGUAGAAAUAUUCUUGUAACGCAGACAUUUUACUCCUCCGUGUAAGGUUUGAUUUUAAUUAGCGGUUGCGUCUGUGCGACAAAAUACAGCCACACGGACUGGGGUGUGUUCCGGCUUCAUACACGAGCGGGCGAUUACAAGAUUUGAGCGUUCUAUGCAGUACAAUCUUUAUGCGAAUGCUCGACGCAUUCGUUUUUCAUCCAAAUCCCGGGGAUGUGGUAGCUCAGGUGUCGGAUUACUGAUCAGAAGGUUGUGAGUUUGAAUCCCAAGUCCACCAAGCUGCCACUGCUCUGCCCCUGAGUAAGAACAUUAACCUUCAAUCUCUCAGUUGUAUAAAAGUGAGAUGAAAUGUAAGUCGCUCUGGAUAAGGGAUAAGGGCUCUGGAUAAGGGCAUCUGCCAAAUGCCAGAAGUGUAAAUCCCGGCUAUUACUGAAGCACAGUCCGGUCAGUAGACUAGAAGUGAACUUUUAUCUGCUUGGUAUCACCAUAUCCUCCUGAUGACGUCAUAUCCUAGACCUGAUCGCAUAUCUGAGCCUCUUUUCUAAGCCAUCACACAAGCAUUAGAUAGAGGUUUUUUUUUAUUAUUUCCUUUGGCCCAGUUUUAUUCUAAAUGUCAUGGCAGUCUUGGACCACGAGCAGCCCACAGGACACUUUCCAUUCUCAUAACUGACAUUUUCUUCCUAAACUUUGCCCCAUUUGGCUCAGAGUCAUCUGUUCUCCAAAGGCUUUCUGGCACUUUUGAACUCUGGGCUUUUUGGUCUAUCCACUCCAUUUAUUUUAUAUCUCCUCAUGCAGUUCUCAGAGUUUCCACUGAGACUCCUGAACCUUUUAUUUUGAAGGAUUUAAGUAGUCUGGAAUUUCCACGAUGAGAGUUCGGGAAACUUUCCAAAAGAAAGCUUCUAGCAUGCGAGUUCGACCCGAGAGAGAUGUGGAACUUUUCAAAUGGAAAAUUGUCCUGAAUGAAACAGAUUUAUGGACCCUUCCUGAGCAGGAACUCCAGAACCUUCGCUUUUGAUGAUGGGAUUUCCAGAACUUUAGCUAAUAUACAUAUACGUUACAGCACAGUGAAAUUCUUUUUUCGCAUAUCCCAUCCUUGGAGGUCGGGGGUCAGAGCGCAGGGUCAGCCAUGAUACAGCGCCCCUGGAGCAGAGAGGGUUAAGGGCCUUGCUCAAGGGCCCAACAGUGGCAACUUAGCAGUGCUGGGGCUUGAAACCCUGGAUCUUCUGGUCAACGACCCCAAACCUUAACCACUCACCAACUUACUAACCAAAUGGGAGCUAGGUGAAUAGGAUCUUUGGAAGAGGUCUAUAACCUUCCUGAAUGUGGAAGCUCUGGAACUUCUUCCCAGCUCAUGUUCACAGUUUAUCAUCUUUAUUUCUUACCCUAGCCGAGAACCUUCAGUUCUUUUUGGCAGAAUUGCUGAAAAAUCAUCCUGUGAUGGAAAUAUACCUCAUGCUGUAGUUUCUCAUUUUUGGAUCAGAACUCUAAUCUGGGGUUCAUUCCUCCAUAAAAAACAUCGCACAAAGGAAUUUUCCUCAGCUUUGAAACAGCCACAGAAUGCAGAUUUGUAAGGGCAGGGCUUGCUUACACGGAUUUAAUAUACCGAAGCCAGGAAGGAAAGAGGAAGUGGGGAUCACGCCCUCGCCACGCGGCUGACCUGACGCCUCGCUGGCCAACACACCCCGGUUCCCCGUGUUGUUUUUCAGCAGCUCUUUAAACCAAUGCAAUAAUCUCAGUGUUUAUCGUGUGUGUGCGCGCUCUCUCUUGCUUACCUCCGAAUCAGACUCUUAUCAUCAGACCAGAUCUCGAGACUGUGAUCUUUACCGAGUGACACGCUGAUCUAUCACACGUUAUUCUGUCUUUCCGUUACCUCAUCUUCACUUCUUAAAGCACAGCUGUCAUUUUACAGAACGGCGUUUCCAAGUGAGACCAAAACGUAGCCAGAAAAGUCGUACUAAUCCCAAAUAUUGUUGUUUUUUUCUUUUUAUAAACGUGAACUGUGAGGAAAAUACAAGCACAUCGAAUCGCUUAUUCAGGUGCCUUGACUACUUCGAUAAACGUGCGCACAAAUCACAGGGGAGGGAGACAAAAAAAUAAAAAUACUUUUAGAUUUGUGUUUAGAGUCACCCGGAAUUUAGUAAAAAAAAAAAAAAACGUUUUUAGGCUUGAAUCUUUCUUGAGUGUGAAAAAAAACAAACUUCUAGGAAAAAAUAAAAGACGUGUUACAUCAUGGAUUAAGAGGUAAUCAUGUGGUAGUAUGCAAAUUAGGUUGCAACGUGGGCGGGGCUGAAGCUUGAGGGGGGGGGUGUUUCUGUUAGUUGGGUUUUUUUUUUUUUUUUUGAGCCGGUUCAGGUCAUAAUGUCAAGCUAUUUAUUAUUCAAUUUAAAAAACCGUAAACAAUAUCCGGGUGACUCGAAACAUGCGCACUAUAAUUUUAUUCAAGACAUUACUAUUAUUAUUUGAUUUCUUUUACAUAAGCCCAGUCCUGGAUCAAACCCCAAAGCUGUAUCCCGCCUCGCUAAGACGUCGACUAAAAUAAAAAGAAGGAGACGUUCUCAGGAAAACGGGACUUGUGUGUACAUUCAGGACUUGCUUUAGUGACAGAUGUUCGUUUAAUCAGUGCUGUGCCCGGAGAUAAAGGGACUCUUAUCCGUCUUUAGCCAUAUCGUGGACGCUCCACACGACCGCAGCUCAAUGCAUCGCAGACGCAGACGCUCUGCUGCUCAGAAUCAGAGGAUAUUCUCCGUCAGAUUAUUUUUGUAUGAACAUGAAUGCUCUUUGUAAUCGGAAAAAUAAACCUUUAAUGUUGAAACUUUA
Molecule: messenger RNA, 3859 nt
Organism: Hemibagrus wyckioides
Lineage: Eukaryota; Metazoa; Chordata; Actinopteri; Siluriformes; Bagridae
Gene: mlx
Product: MAX dimerization protein MLX
Exons: 8
Coding region: 45-779 (244 amino acids)
Biological process (GO): regulation of transcription by RNA polymerase II
Cellular component (GO): nucleus
Molecular function (GO): protein dimerization activity; RNA polymerase II cis-regulatory region sequence-specific DNA binding; DNA-binding transcription factor activity, RNA polymerase II-specific
Source: RefSeq, a predicted model, not a curated record